CGCCUCUCGUGGCUGCUCCCGUUCCCUCUCAGACGCGGAGGCGGGAGCCGAGCCGUCAGUUUUCCGCUGGGCCUGCGCUGGUUUCCUCCCGCCGCCCCUCGCCUCCCCCGCCGCCCGGUCGCGGCCUGCCGGUUGGUACGGUCCCGCCUGGCGGGAGGAGGGCGCCGGGCCGUGUCUCCCGCGGCGGCGGCGGCUGCUGCAGGCGGAGCCCCGCUGUGUUUAUCCCGGCAGCGCCUCCGUGGCGGGGGCUGGAGGCGCGGACCCCUCCCCUCGGCCCAGUUCGCCUUGGCGGCAAUAGGCGUCACGUCGGUGAGAAAACAUGAGCCGAGAUUUCAAACCCGGAGACUUGAUCUUUGCCAAGAUGAAGGGUUAUCCCCAUUGGCCAGCCAGGGUGGAUGAAGUUCCUGAUGGAGCAGUAAAGCCUCCUACGAAUAAAAUGCCUAUUUUCUUUUUUGGCACCCAUGAGACGGCAUUUUUGGGACCAAAGGAUAUAUUCCCUUACUCUGAAAAUAAAGAUAAAUAUGGCAAACCAAAUAAAAGAAAGGGUUUCAAUGAAGGAUUGUGGGAAAUAGACAACAAUCCCAAAGUGAAGUUCUCUCAUCAGCCGUCUCAUCCAGCUGUUAACACUCCUAUCAAAGAAACUGUUCAAGAAAGCAGUCAGGAGCCUGCUGAGGGGACUGAAGAAAAAGCAGGAGCCAAAAGAAGAAAGUCUUCUGUCCCAAAAUUAUCCCCUAAAGGGGAUAAUAACUUACAUACAGAAGCUGAAACAGAGGAAAAAGAGAUGGAUACUUUGAAGGAAGAUGAUCUGUCUUCUGAAAAAAACAGUAAAGAAGAUGCAGUGAAAACAAUUGAUUCUUCUAUUCCUAAAGUUGCUAGAAGAGGAAGAAAAAGAAAGGCUGAAAAACAACCUGAAGCUGAGGAAGCAGCAUCAGUGGCAACAGCAGCAGUGGCAGCAGCAGUGACAUCAGCAGCUCCUGUGCCAGUGUCUCCAAAAGUAAGCCCUAAAAGAGGAAGACCAGCAGCUUCCGAUGUUAAGGUUCCAAAGCCAAGAGGGAGACCCAAGUUGGUGAAACCACCUUGUCUUUCGGAGAGUGACUCUGUUAAUGAUGAGGAGAAGGCAAAGAAAAAAGGACAGGAAGAAAAGCCCAAAAAGCAAGGGAAAAAAGAUGAGGAAAGUCAGAAGGAAGAGGAGAAAUCAAAGAAGGAAUUUGACAAAAAGGAAGGAAAGAAAGAGGCUGAACCAAAAAGGAAAAAUGCUGCAAAAGUGGGUUCUGCAUCAGCUUCUGAUUCUGAAGAUGAUGGAGAAGAACAAGAAAGUGACAAGAAGAAAAAAGGAGGAAGAAGCUUUCAGGCAGCUCAUAGAAGAAACGUUGUAAGAGGCCAACAUGAGAGAGAAGCAGCAGAAAGAAAGCGUAAGCAAGAGGAGCAGACAGAGUCUGAAUUGCAGAAUAAAGAAGAAGGCAAGAAAACAGAAGUUAAGAAGAUGGAGAAGAAGAGAGAAACGUCAAUGGAUUCUAGGCUUCAAAGGAUACAUGCAGAAAUUAAGAACUCCCUGAAAAUUGAUAAUCUUGAUGUGAACAGGUGUAUUGAGGCUCUUGAUGAGCUUGCUUCCCUUCAAGUCACAAUGCAACAAGCUCAGAAACAUACAGAAAUGAUUCUGACUCUAAAGAAGAUACGGAAAUUCAAAGUUAGCCAGGUUAUUAUGGAGAAAUCUACAAUGCUAUAUAACAAGUUCAAGACCAUGUUUCUGGUUGGGGAAGGAGAUUCUGUUCUUUCUCAAGUGCUAAAUAAAUCACUUGCUGAGCAGAAGCAGCAUGAAGAAGCCAACAAAACCAAAGAACAGUGGAAGAAAGGAGCAAAUAGAAAAGUGGAAAAGGAAAAGGACCAAACAGGUUCAAAGGUUCUGAACGGAGGGUCUGAAGCUCAAGACACCAACCAGUCACCAAACAUUGGAGAGAACACCGAGGAAAAGAAAGAUAAGCAUGAAGUUGGCAGUAAGAAAAAGACAUGUGGUGAAGAGAGAGAGCUUGAAAAACCAGCAAAAGAGUCAGCUUUUGAAAGCAAAUGACACCAUUGGAGUCUUUUUUUAAAGUACAAAUUAAAAAGGGUUGUUAAGUUUUGCAUUUGAAAUCUAUAGACUGCUGAAAGUUUUAAAUAAUUUUAUAAGCAUAAUAUUUUGAAGUUAAAUUUUGUGGAAUAAAAGCCCCUUUAAUCUUGGUUUAAAAGUAUUUAAACACUUUUGCCAAUAGUUUGUCCAGUAUUAACAGGUAACACAUUUCAAAAGAUGAAAAUUCCAGUUAGAAAACAAAGUGCUUACAUGUUACAGGUUUUAGAGUUGUAGUAUAUUUUUACCUGACUACUGUAUGUUUGUCUAGCUAAUAGCAGGGAAAAGUGUAAAUACUUUUAACUGCCCAGUUGCUUCAUUUGUAUAAAACCUCCUCUGUUCCUGAUACUGACCUCUGUUUGUGCAGUUUUCAACUCUUGUUGGGGAUGUAUUUUCACUGUGUUUUGUAGGAGUUGAAAGCGGCAUUUUUAUAGCUGUUAUAAUGUUAAUGUACAAGUAUACUUAAUCACUUUUUUUAAACAAGGUUAGUUCUGUUCUUGCAAAACUCAUUGUGCCAAUUUGCUGCAAUGUGACUUUAUGGUAUGCUUUUAGUAUUAUAAGUAUACUAGUCAGAAAUGUGGUGUUUUCACAUCAACAACCUGUCGAUGCACCUGUUGGAAAACACUGUCUUUAACAAUUUAUGGAAUUAAAGAAUGUAAACUGGUAA
This is a messenger RNA of Apus apus (common swift), 2771 nucleotides long. It is a transcript of the gene PSIP1, whose product is annotated as PC4 and SRSF1 interacting protein 1. Lineage: Eukaryota; Metazoa; Chordata; Aves; Apodiformes; Apodidae. Gene Ontology annotation, cellular component: nucleus. Gene Ontology annotation, biological process: regulation of transcription by RNA polymerase II. Bases 320 to 2068 code for a protein of 582 amino acids. Gene Ontology annotation, molecular function: double-stranded DNA binding; transcription coregulator activity. The transcript has 17 exons. The record is from RefSeq and is a predicted model, not a curated record.